GAAAUAUAAACCUUAGGUCCGUACUUCGGAGCUCAGAGGGACUCAUACCACCAUUGAGUGAGGACAGACAACAAGCAGAGAUGGGCACCUUCCUCUACUUUUCUGCUGAAACAUGGACCCUUCUGGUUGCCUUCAUCACACUGCUCCUCGUGUAUGGCUCCUGGCCUUAUAGAACAUUCAAGAAACUAGGAAUCCCUGGUCCAACACCAGUCCCCUUCUUUGGUACAUUGCUGGCUUAUCGAAAGGGUUUCUGCAACUUUGACGAAGAAUGCCACAAGAAAUACGGGAAAACAUGGGGCAUCUAUGAUGGCCGUCAGCCUGUGCUAUGUAUUACAGAUCCUGCCAUGAUAAAAGCCGUUCUGAUUAAAGAGUGUUACUCUAUUUUUACCAACCGCAGGAAUUUCCGUCUGAAUGGGCCAAUGUAUGAUGCCGUGUCCAUUGCAGAAGAUGAUCACUGGAAGAACAUCCGCAGCAUCCUCUCUCCUUCCUUCACCUCAGGGAGACUGAAAGAGAUGUUCAACAUAAUGAAGCAUCAUUCUACCAAUCUGAUCAACAACAUGAAAAAGAAAGCAGAUAAGGAUGAACCUCUAGACAUGAAGGAGUUCUUCGGACCGUACAGUAUGGAUGUAGUAACCAGCACAUCUUUCAGCGUGGACAUCGACUCACUCAACAACCCCUCGGACCCUUUUGUCACUCACAUCAAAAAAAUGCUAAAGUUUGACUUUUUGAGCCCCCUCUUCCUCGCUGUUGCCUUCUUCCCCUUCCUUGCUCCUGUGUUGGAAAAGUUUGAGUUUUCCAUUUUCCCUAAAUCUGUGACAGACUUCUUUUACGCUGCUCUCCAGAAGAUCAAGACUACUCGUGAGAACAGCAAGCAAAAGAGUCGAGUAGAUUUCCUACAGCUGAUGAUUGACUCUCAGAAAAAAAAUGACCAAAGUGGGGAACAACAAAACAAAGGUUUAAAUGAUCAUGAGAUCCUUUCCCAAUCAAUGAUAUUCAUCUUUGCUGGUUAUGAAACCAGCAGCAGCUCCCUGACUUUCUUGGCUUACAAUCUGGCAACAAACCCUGAGGUCAUGAGAAAGCUGCAGAAGGAGAUUGAUGCUACCUUCCCUGACAAGGCUCCUAUAGAGUACCAGGCUCUGAUGGAUAUGGAGUAUCUAGACUGCGUUAUCAACGAAUCCCUUCGAUUGUACCCCAUUGCCGCACGUUUGGAGCGUUUUGCCAAGGCAACAGUGGAGAUAAAUGGUAUUGUGAUUCCAAAGGGUAUGGUUGUCAUGAUCCCCACGUGGCCUCUGCAACGGGAUCCUGAUAUAUGGCAUGAGCCAGAGGAAUUCAAACCUGAGAGAUUCAGCAAGGAAAACAAGGGCUCGAUUGACCCAUAUACGUACAUGCCUUUUGGGCUUGGGCCCAGGAAUUGCAUUGGGAUGCGAUUUGCAAUGGUGACGAUGAAACUGGCAAUGGUAGAGAUCCUGCAGCAACACAGCUUCGCCGUGUGUAAGGAGACUGAGAUCCCCUUUGAGCUGGAUGUCCAGGGUCUGCUUAUGCCAAAACGACCUAUCCAGCUGAAACUGGUGCCUCGCUCUUAAUCUUCCAACCAAAAGAAGAAAGACAGAAAAAGCAGCAAAAUGAAAUAUUCUGAUUUAUUUUGUGAAGUUAACAUUCCUAAUUUGUACAAGAAUAUAAAAUGACCAAGUUAUCCUCUAAUGUGCUGUUAUUCUUAGUUUAUCAGUUCAUUUUGAGCAGGCCAGCUGGAAGUUCUUUGCACAGCACUAACCAACACAAAACUGAGGUGACACUUUGGCUAAUGAGGCUGGGUUGCAUUUAAUUACAUCCAUUAAGACAGAAAUUGGACUUUUAUGAAGAGGUUUUAAAGAUGUAAACGAUUUCCCUUACAAAGACCAUGUUUCUACAACAUAUAUACAAGACCCAAUGGAACCAACCACUUUUCUCUCAACCAUACAGUUAAAACAAGCAUCUAUCUUUAAUUGUAUAAUUGCAAAGUAAAUGGAAGUUACAGUUGAUUAGCUAUGCUAAGACUGCUGCGAGUUAUCUGAAAUAUUGUGCAAAUGAGCUGAACUCUUGCUUUUGUUUGUAAAGACUGAAUGGACUUUACAAAUGGACUGAAUGAUAAAACCAGGUUCAUACCAGCUUUGGCCUUUCUGUAUGGAAUUUCCAUGUUCUGCUGUGUUUGAUUGUUUUUUUUUCCAUGUACCCCGUUUUCUUCUUCAUUUAAAAAUACUAAGAAAUUCAAACUGCACACAAUGAUGAUAUGCUGUGAGUGCAGAAUAGCAAAUAAAGUAAUUUGUACUACC
Messenger RNA from Cololabis saira (Pacific saury), 2309 nucleotides. RefSeq names its product cytochrome P450 3A40-like. The record is from RefSeq and is a predicted model, not a curated record. Lineage: Eukaryota; Metazoa; Chordata; Actinopteri; Beloniformes; Belonidae. The coding region runs from base 81 to 1583 and encodes 500 amino acids. Gene Ontology annotation, molecular function: steroid hydroxylase activity; heme binding; oxidoreductase activity, acting on paired donors, with incorporation or reduction of molecular oxygen, reduced flavin or flavoprotein as one donor, and incorporation of one atom of oxygen. The transcript has 13 exons.